AUGCGUGUGUACAGUUCUAUAUCUCAGAACGCUGUGCUGAGAACUUUCACCAGAAAACGGGUCGGUAAUGAACAGAAGCUCUGGCACGGAACGAUCCGACAAUGCAAGCUUGGAGACGAUGGGCGGAACCUGCGGCCAUGCGGCGACCCCCAAUGUGCACUCUGUCAGAUCAUAAGCACGAGCUACCAAAAGAAGUUCUCUGACAGUAGGGGCAGGUACGGUAAGGGGAUAUACUCUUCAACGACAUCGUCGAAGGCUGCUGGAUAUUCCAAGAAUGGUCAGCCAUCAGAGUAUAAAGCUAUGCUUCUGAACAACGUGGUCGUUGGACGGACCCACGAGACAAACGACGCGAUGAGUAGGGCCACAUCGCCUCCGAAAGGCUACGACUCGGUUUGUGGAUUACCGUCUGACGGAGGGCUGAAGUUCGACGAGACAUGCGUAUAUGAUGAUGACGCUAUCCGCCCAGUUUAUCUUGUUUUGUAUGACGCUAAGGCUUGA
Molecule: messenger RNA, 498 nt
Organism: Phanerochaete carnosa HHB-10118-sp
Lineage: Eukaryota; Fungi; Basidiomycota; Agaricomycetes; Polyporales; Phanerochaetaceae
Exons: 4
Coding region: 1-498 (165 amino acids)
Molecular function (GO): NAD+ poly-ADP-ribosyltransferase activity
Source: RefSeq, a predicted model, not a curated record